Messenger RNA from Symbiodinium sp. CCMP2592, 3366 nucleotides. The record is from the annotation of a GenBank genome assembly. Lineage: Eukaryota; Dinophyceae; Suessiales; Symbiodiniaceae.
AUGACCUCCGUGAUGGACAUGCUGAUGAAGAAUGUGAGUGCGCAGGAGAUGGCGCGAGCCAGGCGGGCCAGCCAGCAGGUGGCGCAAGCUCCGGGGGAGCCUGCCACCAGCGCUGGGCCGCCGGCCGAAGACGACGCUGUCUCUGAGGCCCCACUUGCUUCAGAGAAGGGCGAUGCGAAACUGCCCGCCCUGCCACCGGGUGUCCACCGAUUCAUGAAACAGACCCGGGCAAACCUGGACAAGAGCACCUACCGGAGAUUUCAAGCGGUGCAUUGGGGUGAGGCAAGGGAUGCGGUGGCGAUCGCCUGGAAGGAAGAGGCAGAGAGAAUUCUCUGCGAUUUCGAGUUGAAAUCAUCCAAAGACGCACUUGCCUUCCUGCAGAGCAUGGACUUGUCCGUUGCCUCUUCAGCUACGAUUGAAGCAAAACGCUGUCUCUUGGUGGAGUCGCUGCAGAACGGCCGCAUUCAGCAGGUGGAAGACCGGCUGUGCCUGGUUGCCCUCAAGACACUCGCCCACCUAGAUGAAGUUCCUUCUGGCUUCAAUUUGCGAAGCCGUCCUGACGGCUUCCACGCCGAAUGGAGUGGGAAGAAGGGAAUGCUGCUCAAGGUGCACAAAUCCGCUGCUGCAGCCUGUGCUUUCUUGCAGAGUAUGCAAGCUGCUGAGCAGAGCGGGGCGGUGGAGAAGUCGCUCAAGGAGCUGGAAAAUCAAGGCUCAGCAGCAGGGGAGUCGCAGAAAGCUAUCCGGGCACUGCUGAAGCAUUCGAGCUCGCAAGAACUGGGCCAAGCCGUGCUGGAACUAGCCGAUGCUGAGACUGAGACGCCUGCCGUGCUUGCAACUGCCGAAGACAUUACGGCGGAGUUCCUAGCACCCAUGUCGCAGAUGGGGCCGGAGCUGUGUGUCGCCGAGGUUGGCGUGUACAAGGGAAUGCUGAGGUAUCUGCAUUCUGCGACCGACCCUCGCGGCCUCCUGGCUGCCACUUCCGAUCUUGUCUGCCGGGACUUGAUCUUGAGUUCUGGGACGCCCCUGCGGGACGUGCUGAAGACACCCGAGCUGCAGGAACGCUGGAAGGCUCUCGACGUGAAACCAGUGGGCAUGGUGGUGCAAGGAGGGGCGUCGCCGCAGCAGCAUCACGAAGAUCUGGAGAUCCUGCGCCAGGCAAAUCCGUCCGCCGAGCAGCUGCUGUUUAUGUCCUUCCCCGGGCCUAUUUCAUGGCAGGUGCAAUUCAACAACGGUCUCCAGUGCUGUAGAGCGGAGCCGAACUCCCACGUGGGUCGGAGAGCGGGUAGGACCAGCUUCACAGCAGCCAGACUGGAACAGCUGGGCGUCACGUUCGAGGACGAAGCACGGGCACUGGCACUGAGGGCCAUCCAAGCCACCACGGAAGCAGGGAACAGUCGGCAACAGCGGCUGGAAGCAGGGGCGGCUUACGCACUCCGGAACCUGGCGCUGGAGGCAACAGCCGACCUGGAAUUUCCGGAGUGGCUGGCGCGGCUCGCCCACAACGCCGCCCAGCAGAUGCCUGUGGACGUGCAAGAGCUGCACUGGCUUGCACGUUCGCUGGAGCUGCGGAUACGGUGCACCGUGGACGCAGAGGUGCUGCAGUGGGUUGUCGGCAUCAACGAGGAUGCCAUCUAUGGGGAUUGUACCGACGACACCUAUGAUGUCCAUGUGUACUUCCGCUGUCUCACAGGCGAGGACGGCAGACGAUGCAGCCACUUUGAUCUUCUUCUCCCGUAUUCCGAAGGCGAUGAGCAGAUCGGAAUGGUGAUCCCCGUGCCGCCUACAGUGAAGCCCGCCCCUGUUUGUGAAAUGUACAAUGAUCGGUUUCCUGGCCAGCAGAUGGAACCGAUGAACGACAAGCCUGAGGAGCAGAAUCAGGAGAACGUUUUGCAGGGGGAUGAAGUUGAGACGAUGGCCCCGCAGAUCACGGAGGAGCAGAAGGACAAACAGGCCGAGUCCCAGGAGCAGAGAGGGGAGCAGAUAAAGGAGGGAACGGCCAACAGCGAGUCCCCGGAACAGGGCGAGGAGCCGCCGAUGCCUGCGGAGACCCCGAAGCUACUGACGGAGAAUCGCCAGGAUGAGAAUGCAGAGAAAAAGGAGGAGGACACUGAGACCAAAGGUGAGGCCAAGAACGAGCUCCCGCAGCAGAGGCAGAAUCAGCAGGUGGACAUCCCAGACAAGAAUAAGGAUGAGGCAGGUGAGACCAGUCAUCAGGGGCUUGAACAGCAGCAAGAGCAGGCUGACAAGCAGUUGCAUGAUGAGCAGAGGGAAGUUGAGGAACUGGAGGAAGAGGACAAGGGCGAGGGCGAGGGCGAGGAGAAGGAGCAGGAAGUUGAUGCUGAACAGGAGGAAGAUGAUGAGGGCGAGGAGGAGGAGGAGGAGGAGGAGGAUGAGGAGGAGCAGGAGAAGGAGGAGGAGGAGGAGGAGGAGGAGGAGUCGAGACCUGCCAACAUGGAGACCAUGCUUUCCAUUGGCAAAAUGGAGAUCCUUCAGAGCAUCUUCCAGGGAGAGAAAACGUUGGAGAUCCGCAACCGGCAACUACGGCCUGGCCGCACCUGGGUGUGUCUCAAGGACCGAGUCUACGGCACCGUGGAUGUGGGCAAGCCCUUCCGCAUCUCUGACCCGAAGUUAUGGAAAGCCAGGAAAGCUGACCACUGCGUGCAGAGCAACGUGCCAAUGUACGGAGAGAAGACGUGGGCCAACCCCGUGUCCAACCCUCGUAAGCUCCCAAAGCCUCUUGCCUUUUAUCGCAAACACGGGGCCAUCGGCUCUGUCAAGUACAGGCCAGCGGAGGGAGCCAAGAACAAGAAGGAAGACAAGAAGGGUGAGGAGACGAACGAGGAAGGUGACCAGUCUCAAAGCACCACUUCGGCGUCCGCUCCCAAGAAGUAUGCCGUGGCCACUCUGUCCCGCACCCUCAUGGACAGAGUGCGGGAGGCAGCCAAUCAGAAGCUGAAGAGCUUCGAGCUCCUCACCACCAGCAGAUACACUGCUGGUGGUGAGAUGCUUCUGGUGCAGACCAAGACGGAUAACAAGGUGGCUAUCCAGGCCUCGCUUGUGCAGCACAGGCGGCUGACGACCACCUGGGAGCUCACCAAGGCUGCUGCCUACAAGCAGGCCACGGCACCCGAACAGACGGCGUGGAAAGCCAGGUUGCACCAACACCUGGCCGUCUACAGCUGUCGGCUCAGCAACCUCCGAGCCCCGUCGACAAAUAUACGACUUCGGGGCGGCCACGGCUGCAGGAGGACGGUGGCCGUGGAAUCCGAUGUCGUGGAGGAGGAAGCCACUCCGAAGGCAGAGAUCCCCGCUCUCAGCCUCCGGGACACAGCUCGCUACUUUUUGCAGCGUCUGUCAAAGGGCUGA